AUGGAUGCGGUUGGGAGCAUCAAGAAGCUCAACAACCAAAAUUACAGCACAUGGGCAACGUAUAUGGAGUCCUACUUACAAGGACAAGGUAUGUGGAGCCUGAUUGGUGAGAGUGAGACACAAGAGCCUGUCGUAGAUAAUAAUGCCAUCGAGAAGUGGAAGAUGAGAGCUGGCAAAGCCAUGUUUGCCAUCAAGGUCACGAUGGAGGACUAA
Messenger RNA from Linum trigynum, 213 nucleotides. NCBI's taxonomy places the organism in Eukaryota, Viridiplantae, Streptophyta, Magnoliopsida, Malpighiales, Linaceae. The record is from the annotation of a GenBank genome assembly.